Hydra vulgaris (swiftwater hydra) is the source of this 679-nucleotide messenger RNA. Its product is annotated as UPF0047 protein YjbQ. The record is from RefSeq and is a predicted model, not a curated record. Lineage: Eukaryota; Metazoa; Cnidaria; Hydrozoa; Anthoathecata; Hydridae.
UUUGGACUCCAGACCGAAUACGAUCCACAGCUGAACGGAGAAGCAUUUCCGUUACAUUGCGGUACAAGAAACAGCCAACCAGACCAUUAACAAUAAAAACAACAGACACUUUACCAGGUUUCCGGUAGCGAUACAACCUCGGUUUUUUUUUUAAAGAUUUUCAAGAAAAUUAAAUUAUAAAAAGGAAUGGCUAACAAAGUUAUUCAAGGAAAUGGUAUUUGCUGGUAUCAAACUGAAAUAGUAAUUCCUGCCAAGAGCAGAGGUAUCCACAAGAUAACAAAUAUAAUAAAAGAACUUCCUUUUCUGAACAAAAUUAAGAUUGGUACUUGCUGUCUACUGUUAAAGCAUACGUCUGCUAGUUUAUCUUUAAAUGAAUGCUGGGAUGAUGAUGUCCGAGCUGAUAUGGAAAUGAUAUUGAAUAAACUUGCUCCAGAAAAUAUACCUUAUACUCAUACCCAAGAAGGUCCUGAUGAUAUGCCUGCUCAUGUCAAAACGAGUUUAAUUGGUGCCUCUAUUACAAUUCCUAUCACUGAUGGUAAACUUAAUUUAGGAACUUGGCAAGGAAUUUGGUUAUGUGAGCAUCGUAACCAUGGUGGUCCUCGUACAUUAGUUGUUACAGUACAAGGAUGUAACUAAUGCUUUAAUUUUUAAUUGCAUAAUUUUAAAAUUGUUCUUAAAA